Messenger RNA from Ectocarpus sp. CCAP 1310/34, 476 nucleotides. Lineage: Eukaryota; Phaeophyceae; Ectocarpales; Ectocarpaceae. The record is from the annotation of a GenBank genome assembly.
CCUUGACCGAGUACGGAGGGCAGUAUGGGGGAUGCUGUAUGCCGAUGAUGCCGGCGUCGUAUCGAGGUCUGCAGAAGGACUGGCGAGAAUGAUGACCAUCAUCGUUGAUGUGUUCGGGGAGUUCGGGCUAACGGUGUCGGAGAAGAAGACGGAGACGCUCCUGAUGCGCGCAAAGGACAAGCCGAAUACAACAUCACAGCCCACCCCGCCUCCACCACUGACCAUCGAAGCCGCGGGACAGAAAUACGCCCAGACGACCGAGUUCCGGUACCUCGGUGGCCUCGUCAACGAACAUGGCGACCUGACCCGGGAGAUCAACUACAGGAGCAGAGGAGGGUGGGCGUGCCUCAGGCGACAUGGCCGGGAGCUCUUCGACCGACCGCAAAAGCGCCAUUCCGACUCAAGAUCCGCCUGCUCCAGACGGAGGCGAUGGAGGCACUGCUGUACGGUUGCAUGACAUGGUCACCACUCAACGG